Molecule: messenger RNA, 2163 nt
Organism: Dibothriocephalus latus
Lineage: Eukaryota; Metazoa; Platyhelminthes; Cestoda; Diphyllobothriidea; Diphyllobothriidae
Source: the annotation of a GenBank genome assembly
AUGACAGACUGUCAAUUACAGGAUGCACCCGAAAUCGUCCGUGCGAUUUUCAUGGGUGGCCGUUCGGAAGACAACCUAAAACGAACAGCUCUUCACGCUGCGGCCUACUGUGGUGAAGCUGAAAUCGCAGAACUCCUUUUGCAGGAGAAUGCGAGAGUCAACGCGAAAGACUUAAAAUGGUUUACUCCGCUGCAUCGGGCGUGUGCCUCCAAGGCGCCUCAAGUCAUGCAGAUCAUUGAUCUACUUUGUGAAUUCGGCGCUGAGGUUAAUUGCCGAGAUAAGGCUCAGUACACACCGUUGCACGUGGCCGCCGCCCAGGGCCAUGUCGCUGUUAUUCGCCAACUCAUCAGUCGCGGAGCUGAGCUGCACGCUCUCACCGGGAAAGGCAACUCUCCACUACACAUUGCUUGCCUUAAUGGUAAAAGCGAAGUAGUUGAAGUCUUACUGGAGGCCAUUGCAGAGUACACAGCCGACGAAACUAGUGAGGAUGUCACUCCCACAGCCUCUCCUUCGCCACCACCACCUCCAGCUCCAGCUUCCGAAACGCAUUACGCCAGUGGCGGUGGUAACUCCACCACUUCGGUCGCAGAAGCCGUGGCAGCACAGAACGCGACUGGACUAACACCACUUCAUUUAGCUGCUGCCUCAACCGAAGGCGACACCUGUCUGAAACGUCUUUUAGCUUUCUGUGAGGUGCAGAGCGAUGCGGAGCCAAAGACGAAGGAGGGUUCAUCUGCUUCUGCCCCACUCGAUCUCGAAGUGACCUGCGGAGAUGCGGAACGAACCCCUCUGCACUUGGCGGCCGCACACGGUCGUUGCGCACGCUGUCGCCUGCUGCUAGAACGUGGGGCCAAUGUGUUCGCCAAGGAUCGCUGGGGCAAUACACCGUUACACCUGGCUGCGGCUCAUGGUCACACUACCGUUACGGGUGGCAGUGAAUUCCCCGCUGAGUACGGUCAUGUGGUGAAGUUGAAAGACGCGCAUGACAGGAACCUCAUCCACGCGGCAGCUCUCGGUGGCAGUGUUGACUGUCUCCGAUUGGUCCUCUUUGCCGGCGUGAAUCCCUUCUCAGUGGAUCGCGAGGGCCGCACCCCGUUGCAUUUGGCUAUUGUGUCGCGCACUGUGGAGCUACACUAUGGCGGAGUUGAUCCGCCUCGCCAUGGUCCUGCCGUCACCUCCGCUACCUACGCCUCCGAGGUGGCUCUCAUUCUCCUCAAGGCAAGUCUGGGUGCAGAUCCGAACGCUGCCGACCGCUAUGGGUGCACCCCGCUACAUCUGGCUGCUGCCUACGACACCGAGGGCACGCUUCCCUUAUACUAUCCUCUGCACUUGGCCUCUGCGAUGGGAAACACAAAUGCCCUCCGCUGUCUCUUCGAGGGCAUCUCUGAACAGGAGGCCUGCCGACUGGUUCUGGAGACGGCUAGUAUGUCUCUUCUACAGAAAGAGGAUGACGCGUUUGUUCUUGCGCCCUGCAACACCCCUUUGACCGCACUACGCAAUACUCCUGACCUCACUGGCUCUCAUUUCUUCCUUUCGCCCCUUUUUCUGUCCGCAUUUCGUGGACAGACUGCGGCUGUAGAGUUUCUCCUACAGGCCUGCUCCGGCUCCUCAGCUCCCCCCUCGUCAUCCGCUGCAUCCGCCCAACCCGGUCUAACCAACAGAAACCCCUGUGGUCAGAUAACAGAUCCACUGGGCAGAACCCCCCUGCAUUAUGCUGCCUAUGCCGGCCACUUAGAGACCUGUCGUCUGCUCGUCACUCAUCCUCUGUCAAACGCCGAUCCCUCGGUUCGCGAUUCUGUCUACCAGUGGAACGCAGUCCAUCAUUCUGCUGCCCAGGGUCACGUGCCCGUCGUCAACUUUCUCCUUCGUUGGCAAAUUGAAAAUCGGAAUCGAGGACUCUCUUCUUCAGGUCUCGGGACAAAAUCCCCCCAAAAUAAACCUGGUGCUGCUGUUGCUGGUAAGAAUGACGAUGAUGACCAGAGUGACACCUUCAGUCUAGCCGAUGUCGGAGACGAGCACGGCCGCACGCCGUUGAUGUUGGCUGCCCAAAAUCGGCAUCCGGGCGUUAUCGAAUUGCUCACCCUCUCCUACUCCUCACUCUCGGCGAGCCCGCAAGUUCUCCGCUCCCCAUCCAUUGCUCCGGUCGCCUCUGGUCUUCCGACA